Messenger RNA from Hibiscus syriacus, 438 nucleotides. RefSeq names its product EKC/KEOPS complex subunit bud32-like. The transcript has a single exon. Gene Ontology annotation, biological process: protein phosphorylation. Gene Ontology annotation, cellular component: cytosol; EKC/KEOPS complex; nucleus. The record is from RefSeq and is a predicted model, not a curated record. Gene Ontology annotation, molecular function: ATP binding; protein serine/threonine kinase activity. Bases 1 to 438 code for a protein of 145 amino acids. NCBI's taxonomy places the organism in Eukaryota, Viridiplantae, Streptophyta, Magnoliopsida, Malvales, Malvaceae.
AUGCAUUUGGGGUUUAUAGAAAUAUCAAAACGUUCCCUCAAAUGCAUGUUGGGCGUUUUGACUCUAGUUCUUUACGCCGUCGAUCCUGUGCUCCAUACCUUGACUUACGAGUACGUGAAAGGGCCUUCCAUAAAAAACGUUUUCCUCGAAUUCGGGUCAAACAGCGUUGUUCAAGAACGUUUAGCCGAUAUAGCCACCCAAAUUGGCGACGCAAUAGGCAAACUCCACGACUGUGGACUUGUUCACGGUGACCUUACCACGUCAAACAUGUUAAUCAGAGAUAGAACUAAUAAGCUCGUCCUUAUCGACUUCGGUCUUAGCUUUACAUCAACGCUCCCAGAAGACAAAGCAGGGGACUUGUACAUGUUGGAGCGAGCUUUUAUUUCAAUGCAUUCUUCUUGUGGGAAUAUGGAAACCAAAGAAACACAAUGGUUUUGA